Messenger RNA from Histoplasma mississippiense, 2019 nucleotides. RefSeq lists its product with no specific name. The record is from RefSeq and is a predicted model, not a curated record. Lineage: Eukaryota; Fungi; Ascomycota; Eurotiomycetes; Onygenales; Ajellomycetaceae. The transcript has 5 exons. Bases 1 to 2019 code for a protein of 672 amino acids.
AUGGGCUUUCGAUUUCGCCAAGUCCAAUAUGGUAUUUUCACUGGCAGAACAAUCGGGAUGGAGACCGUUGCUGCUCGGCUCGCCACCUUUUAUGCCACUCACGAAUCGGCACCGAAGGGUAGAGUAUCAAAUGCAAAGGCUACAACGCACAGCGUCUGGCCCCAUGAAAGACCAUCACCCGAAGAGCUCGCACAUGCCGGAUUCUACUACAAGCCCACUCCUCUUAGCCCAGAUAAUGUCGCUUGCUUCCUUUGUGAAAGAGCCCUGGAUGGUUGGGAAGAAGAUGAUGACCCAGUCACAGAGCAUCUGAGACACUCGAGUGAAUGUGGAUGGGCAAUUAUGAUGGAUAUCGCAGAUAUGGAAGAUAGUAAUGAUGAAGCUCCGGAAACGUCCAGACCGAAAAGAGCAGCGAGGGGAAAGAAGAGAAAUAGUGAUGCAAUGAAUGAAGUUGAAGAAGGACCAAAUGAAAAGGAUGAUACGAUUGGAUCAGAGCCACCUUCUAAAAGACGAGCCACGAGGUCAGAGAAUAUUGUGGCGAACCAUGCUGUGAACUCGGGCAUCAAAACAGUGGAAUUGCCAGUUGCCGAUGAGGAGUCCAUGCAUAGAGAAAAACAAGCCUCGCGAAAACCACGAAAAUCAAAGCGAGCUUCCUCAACAACAAGGAAACCACCUACAGCUCCUAAAGGUUUAAGAUCUAGGAUUCCCGACGAUGACGAGAUUGACGCCCAACUAGAGGCGGAUCUCGUCGCGGGCAUUGAAGCUGAUGAAAGAGCAGUAUCUAAACCUAAGCAAACAGACGGACACUCCGCGAGCAAACAGAAUCAUUCAACAGCACCUGUUGCAUCGGUUCAGCCAGCGGCAUCUUCGAUUAUUCAUACCAGUGAUUUUGAAGAAGAGCCGGAUACUAAGACCCAAAAAAUCCAACGUAAAAAGAACUUGGGCAAGAAGAAGCCCGCAGCUCGGAAAAACUCCCGUGCCCAAGUUCAACAAGAACCUGCCAACCCAGAUAUUCACGAAGCUAAGAUUAAACAUAAACCUAUAGCUGAUGCUACAUGGGAUGGCCUCGAGCAGAAGACAGGAGACAAUGUGGAGAUGGAAGACGCACUUAUCCCCAAGAAUCAGGAGGAUGAGAGCUUUAAAAAUCACCAACCGAAACCUAUCCCUAAAAGACCUGGGCGACCUAAGGGCUCCACCGGGAAUUCGAAGAAGCAAAAUCAGCAACUGCAAGAUGAGAUUCCAGUUUCUGAAGAGACUACUCCUAUCCCAUCUUACCUCCACGAACCUCCCGUCCAAAACAAAACGAUAAAUGAAAUUCACAAUAAGGCGCUUAAAAUAUCGGGUACAAGCCCUAGCGGCAAGGAACCGCAAGUAGGUCCAGAAAUUCAAACGUCAACCAAUGUACCACGGAAGGUCGCGUUUAAAGCAUCCGGAAAUACUGAUACAUCAUUAAAGCGGAGUGGUACCCAACAACGACUGAAUAACCCAGGAAUGUUUGAGCGCGCAUCGGACCGGAUAGUUCAAGUCUCUCAUAACCCAAUUUCGCCAAAUGCACGGGUGAAUGAUUCCACGCCGUCUCCAUCCCCGCAAUCGUCCGAUGCAGAGAACAGGCCACCCUCAAGCCGACCAAAUACCCGACCCACCUCGUCAUGUGUUUCCAAACCACAGGCAGCUUUUGUUGUGCCACUUGCGACAAGCACACCUAUCACUUCACCGUCAAAAAUAUAUGCACAGUCUGGUCAGCUAAUUACCUCCCAUCCUUGGAGUCCCGUUGACCCAGAGGAAAUUUUCCUCCCGGAUUCGAUCAGUAAAGAGAAUGUGAAUAUCAAUGAUAUUCUUCACGCCGUUAAAGGGGACCUAACAAGCCCAGAGAAACAGAUGACCGUGGAAGAAUGGAUCGUGUGGAAUGCAAAAAAUGGAGAAGCUAAGCUGCGAAAUGAAUGCGAAAGAUUGGUUGGAAUUUUUGAGCGAGAAGGGGGAAAAGCUAUGAUAGCUCUUGAAGGGAUCGAAUGCACCGAAUGA